Molecule: messenger RNA, 1077 nt
Organism: Diospyros lotus (date-plum)
Lineage: Eukaryota; Viridiplantae; Streptophyta; Magnoliopsida; Ericales; Ebenaceae
Product: thioredoxin-like protein CDSP32, chloroplastic
Exons: 1
Coding region: 75-959 (294 amino acids)
Molecular function (GO): oxidoreductase activity, acting on a sulfur group of donors, disulfide as acceptor
Source: RefSeq, a predicted model, not a curated record
CUUCGAUUGUUAUCGAUAUUCUCUCCACACUUCCAUUUUGCUCUUUCCACGCACUACUUCACUACUCUCCAUCCAUGGCCGCCAUCACCAACUACCUCGCCAAACCGCCCCCUUAUCUCGCCUUCGUCUCCCUCUCCCUCACCAAGAUCAAUCCCCUCAGUUCCCUUUCCACUAAACCCAGAAAUCUGGCCUCCAAACUGGAAUCAAAAGCUCACUCAACCCUAUUCGUCGCCAAGGCCACGGCGGCCUCCAAGGUUCAGAGCGACGAGCGAGUCCAGAAAGUCCACAGCAUGGAGGAAUUCGACGAGGCACUCCGAUCCGCCAAGGACAAGCUGGUGGUCGUCGAGUACGCAGCCAGCAACAGCCAGGAGAGCAGCCAGAUCUACCCCUUCCUGGUGGAGCUCAGCCGGACGUGCAGCGACGUCGAGUUCCUGCUGGUCAUGGGCGACGAAUCGGACAAGACCCGGGAGCUCUGCAAGAGGGAGAAGAUCGACCAGGUCCCGCACUUCAGCUUCUACAAGAGCAUGGAGAAGAUCCACGAGGAGGAGGGGAUCGGGCCGGACCAGCUGAUGGGGGACGUGCUGUACUACGGCGACAACCACUCGCGGGUGGAGCAGCUGCACCGCCGGGAGGACGUGGAGAGUCUGAUCGAGGGGCACAAGGCUGACGGCAAGCUGAUCGUGCUGGACGUGGGGCUGAAGCACUGCGGGCCGUGCGUGAAGGUGUACCCGACGGUGGUCAAGCUGUCGCGGCAGAUGGCGGACACGGUGGUGUUUGCCAGGAUGAACGGGGACGAGAACGAGAGCUGCAUGGAGUUCUUGAAGGACAUGGAGGUGAUCCAGGUGCCCACUUUCUUGUUCAUCAGAGACGGCGAGAUCUGCGGCCGCUACGUGGGCUCCGGGAAAGGCGAGCUAAUCGGCGAAAUUCUCAGAUAUCAGGGCGUUCGCGUCACCUAUUAAUUAACCUUGUAAACAAGAAAGAAAGAAAGAAAGGUUUGAUUUGAUUUGCAAAUGAAUCAUCAUGCCAUCCGGAUUUGAUACAUAAAUUAUAUACUCGUUGGAUAUUGAUUUAAUGACA